Molecule: messenger RNA, 3171 nt
Organism: Malassezia vespertilionis
Lineage: Eukaryota; Fungi; Basidiomycota; Malasseziomycetes; Malasseziales; Malasseziaceae
Gene: MPH1
Product: DNA helicase
Exons: 1
Coding region: 1-3171 (1056 amino acids)
Biological process (GO): double-strand break repair via synthesis-dependent strand annealing; replication fork reversal; interstrand cross-link repair
Molecular function (GO): four-way junction helicase activity; four-way junction DNA binding; ATP binding
Source: RefSeq, a predicted model, not a curated record
AUGGAUGUGGCAGACGAGUUUGACGACGAGUUUGACCGCGGCAUCCUUGAACAUAUCGAUGUACUUGAAUUGCAAUGGGCGGACAAGCCCACUGCGUCCCAAGUAGAUAGCGGGAGCGACACGUUGGAUCCAGCGAUGGAGGCGCUUUUCCAAACGUACGAGCACGCAGCGCCGAAUUUGCCGCGGCGCCCGUUUGGCAAUACCGCCAACUUGCCGCGCCCAAAGCCGGCGCCGCUAAAAUCGCAGGUGCCUCUUUCGGCGCGCGACGCGUCGCAAGCGCCGGGAAAUGCGCUCGUGCAGCAGGGGCUGUUUGGCCAGGCAUUUGUCGCCACGCCGACGCCGACGCCGACGCGCAGUACCGAAGUACACUCCUCGCAAGGCCAUGUAUCCAUGGCAGCGACGCCAUCCUCUUUCAUAGACGGCGCGCGAGUCAAAACAUGGGACCACACCGUAUUUGAGCAAGGGAACAGGGUCAUCAAACGCACCGAGGAGGAAGCAGCCGACGACCUCGUGUACGGCCCCCACAACCCAAAAACACCCGUGCCGCGUCCACCCGUGCACAUGACGCUUGCUGUCGACGACGACGCGGCACAGACAUGGAUAUACCCUGUAAACAAGCCGCUACGAGCGUACCAGCUGAACAUUGUCCGCAAAGCGCUCUUCAACAACGUGCUUGUCGCUCUCCCGACAGGCCUCGGCAAGACAUUUAUUGCCGCCGUCGUGAUCCUCAACAUGUUUCGGUGGUACCCCCAAGGCAAGAUCAUCUUUGUUGCGCCCACUCGCCCCCUCGUCACGCAGCAGCAGCAAGCAUGCCAUACUAUCUGCGGCCUCCCUUGGGAUACCGCGAUUGAACUCACCGGCAGUACUCGCCGAGCGCUGCGCGACGACGAAUGGCAGACCAAGCGCAUUUUCUACAUGACACCCCAAACGUUUGAAAACGAUUUGCUCUCGACGACAUGCAAUCCACGCGACGUUGUCUGUGUCGUGGUCGACGAGGCGCAUCGCGCUACUGGAAACUAUGCGUACUGCAAAGUGAUCCGGCAUCUUAUGUACUAUAAUCCCCACUUCCGCGUCCUUGCACUGACCGCGACCCCUGGAAGCCGUGCGGAGCAAGUCCAGGACGUGGUCAACAAUCUGCACAUCAACCGCAUCGAGAUCCGCACCGAGGAAGCGCUCGAUAUCCAGCAGUAUGUGCACCAUAAACACGAGCACUUAAUCCGUGUCCCGCUGGGCGCCGCGCUCGAAGAACUGCGCCGCGCGUGGGUGAACAUGAUGCAAGUCUUUUACGAGCCACUCGCCAAGGUCGGCAUGCUGCGCACCGCCGAUCCUGCAACGCUUCGCCCAUUUGCGGUGCGCGCUGCUGCUGCCGAUCCACACGGCCGCCGCAUCCUUGUGUCGCAGCCGUAUCUACGCGGCAGCGUGACGAACUUGGCGAGCAUGGCCCUCGCGCUGCAGUACCUCACCGAGCAGAGCGUGCGUGUGUUUUGCGAGCGCGUGCAGGCGAUUGCAGCGCCGGCCAAGUCCAGCAAGAAAGUCUCGCAAAAAGACAAGCUAUUUAGCACGAGCAAUCCACAGUAUUGCGACUUGCUGGAAAAGAUGGAGCACGUCGAGCAGGACGCUUCGCUCGCGACGCAUCCCAAGAUGCACGAGCUCCGCCGCGUCCUGCUCGGCCACUUUGCCAAGCACAAGGGCGACACACGCGCCAUGGUAUUCUGUUCCUACCGCCAAGUCGUCACAGAGAUUGUCGCGCUCCUCCAAGAAGCUGGGCUGCGCGCAACGCCCUUCAUAGGGCAGUCCACCGAUGCAAAAGGGAAUCGCGGCUUUACGCAAAAAGUGCAGGAGCAAGUCAUUCGUGAUUUCCAAGCGGGAACGUUUCAGGUUCUCGUCGCGACGUCGAUCGGCGAAGAGGGCUUGGAUAUAGGGGAAGUGGACUUGAUUGCUUGCUACGAGGCCGUGCGCGAUUCUGUGCGCACGCUCCAGCGCGUAGGCCGCACUGGACGUAUGCGUGAUGGUCAAAUUGUCGUGCUUAUGACCGAGGGGCGCGAAGAACACAACUGGCAGCACUCGAAGGAUUCGUACAAGAACGUGCAGAAACUCGUGCGCUCCGCGACGACAGUCGAGCUGUACACGGACGUGGACCGCCUCUUGCCUGCACAUUGCAAGCCAGAGCCUGUCAUGUGCGAGGUCGACCAGCCAGCGUUUGAUCUAUCCGCAUUGAAGCGCACUGCGCGGCGCAGCGAGCCUAAAAAGGUGCGCAAGAAACGCGGGGCGGCGCCGCCGGACGGUGCGCUGCUCGCGUUCUGUAGCGCUGGCGCUGUGCGUCGCGACGCACACCGCGAAGGCGAAGCGCCGCACACUGCACACAGCUCCAGCAGCGUGCGCACAAACUUGAGCGACGACUCGGAAGACGACGAAAUUGCGAGCGGCAUUCGUGUCCGCAGCUCUUCGAACACGCCUUACUCUUGGCCGUCGUCGCAUGGCGAGUCGCAGCGCGGCCGUGCAUUGGGCACGCGUCGUGUGCAUGCGUCACCGUGCUUUGCGCGAUACGCGCCGCAUCCUUUGGUGGCAACGUUGGCUGGCGAAGCAGACACUUGCGAGCGUCCAGCGCCGUCGCCCGUGUCGCCGUGCGGCGCGCGGGAAAGAGCGACGUCGCCAUCGCUGCACGUACCGACAAGCGAUGACGCUCCUUCGUCGCAUCUCCCCGACGAUCCGCUUCUAUUGCGCUCCGACGCACUCUCCGAUACGCCGUCGCCGCCGCCGUCGCCGCCGCCGCGCCAGAAAAAGCGGCGGAUCGGCGCGUCGCCCACGAGUCGACUUUUAUUCUGCCAUGAAGCAGAGCGCGACACUGAUUCUGAGGUGCACGGCGAGUCGGAUGAGGACGAUGACGGGGAUGGGGAGGAGGACGAGGCAGAUCGUGCCAUGAUUGGCGACUUUGUGCCGACACAGGCGCCGGGGUACAACCAGGAGAGCAUUUAUCUCCAGUCGCUGCUUUCCCAAAACGCGCCCGCACCAUUCCGCAAGCGCGAUCGCCUGCAGGCGCUCUUGCAGCGCCGCGAUGCGCUCCAGCCCUUGUCGGAGCCUGGCGAUGCGUCCUUGGACACGUACUCGCAAGACUCGUUUGUGGUCGGCGACGAUGACAUUUCGUGGGCGAGUGACGCGAGCGAAAGGUAG